CAGCUUUAAACAGCAGUAGUAAAAGUCAGUUUGCAAGCACUGGGAUAAGACUUUUUUAUAGGAAUAUCAUGCAGCAUGGAUUCUCUACCAGAAGAAUUUUUUGUGAGGGACCCCGUUGUGGAGGAGCAGUCAAAGGAGGAAACUGAGAGUGAGGUAGAAAAAUCAAGUGGCCAACUGGACAAACAGGACAAGGGCAUACCUACUGAUCUCGUCCCUGUUAACCUAUUAUUAGAAGUGAAGAAGUUAUUAAAUGCAAUUAAUACUCUACCGAAAGGUGUGGUUCCUCAUGUUAAAAAGUUCUUACAAGAAGAUUUUUCCUUUCAAACUAUGCAGAGAGAAGUUGCAGCUAACAGCCAGAAUGGGGAGGAAAUUGUUCCUGCUUUGACUUUACGUUUCUUGAUAACACAACUGGAAGCAGCACUUAGGAACAUUCAAGCUACUAAUUAUACUGCACACCAGAUUAAUAUUGGUUACUAUUUGACGUUACUGUUUUUAUAUGGAGUAGCACUCACUGAAAGAGGAAAGAAAGAGGAUUAUACAGAAGCUGAGAAUAAGUUUCUGGUGAUGAAGAUGGUGAUCCAAGAAAAUGAAAUUUGUGAAAACUUUAUGUCUUUAGUUUACUUUGGACGUGGUUUACUUCGAUGUGCUCAGAAGAGAUAUAAUGGAGGACUGUUAGAAUUUCAUAAAAGCUUACAAGAAAUAGGAGAUACAAAUGAUCAUUGGUUUGACCUAGAUCCUACAGAAGAUGAAGAUUUACCUACAACUUUUAAAGAUCUUCUUAAUAAUUUUAUCAAGACAACUGAAAGUAAUAUAAUGAAGCAGACCAUUUGUAGUUACUUAGAUUGUGAGCGAUCUUGUGAAGCUGACAUUUUAAAGAACACCAAUUAUAAGGGCUUUUUUCAGUUAAUGUGCAGUAAAAGUUGCUGUGUUUAUUUUCAUAAAAUUUGUUGGAAAAAAUUCAAGAAUUUAAAAUAUCCAGGUGAAAAUGAUCAGAGUUUUAGUGGAAAAAAAUGUUUGAAGGAAGGAUGUGCAGGUGACAUGGUAAGGAUGCUGCAAUGUGAUGUACCUGGAAUUGUUAAAAUUUUGUUUGAAGUUGUGAGAAAGGAUGAAUAUAUAACCAUUGAAAAUUUAGGAGCAAGUUAUAAAAAAUUGAUGUCUCUGAAAAUAACUGAUUCUGCUGAUGUAAGACCAAAGAUCAGUUUAAAAUUUAACACAAAAGAUGAAAUGCCUAUCUUCAAACUUGAUUACAACUAUUUCUAUCAUCUGCUUCAUAUAAUUAUUAUAUCGGGUACUGACAUUGUCCGGCAGAUAUUUGAUGAAGCUAUGCCACCCCAUCUUUUGAAAAAAGAGCUUCUUAUACACAAGAAUGUGCUGGAAUCCUACUACAAUCAUCUUUGGACCAAUCACCCUUUGGGUGGAUCAUGGCAUCUGCUUUAUCCCCCAAACAAGGAGCUACCACAAUCCAAACAAUUUGACUUAUGCCUUCUAUUAGCUCUCAUAAAACAUUUGAAUGUAUUUCCUGCACCUAAAAAAGGCUGGAGUAUGGAACCACCAUCUUGUGAUCUCUCUAAGUCUGCAGACAUCCUGAGGCUGUGCAAAUACAGGGAUAUCCUCCUUAGUGAGAUUUUGAUGAAUGGUCUCACAGAGUCACAAUUCAAUUCCAUUUGGAGAAAAGUUUCAGAUAUUCUUCUACGCCUUGGGAUGAAGCAAGAGGAUAUUGACAAAGUGAAGGAGGAUCCCAUUGAGAAUAUUUCCCUUGAUUACCAUCAGCUAUCCAUUUACCUAGGCAUACCAGUACCAGAAAUCAUCCAGAGGAUGUUAUGUUGCUAUCAACAAGGAAUUGCUCUACAAUCAAUAACAGGCAGUCAACGUAUUGAAAUAGAAGAAUUACAGAAUGAGGAAGAAGAAUUAAGUCCACCUCUCAUGGAAUAUAAUAUAAAUGUGAAAUCAAACCCUGAAAUACAGUUAGCAGAAAUGAAUAAAGAUGGAGCCUCGAUACCCAGUGAAUCUUCAACAGAAUCUGUUAAAGAUCUCCAGGAAGUUAAGAGUAAAUCAAAGAAAAAGAAAAAGACUAAGAAUAAAAAGAAUAAGGAAUCAAAAGAAGAGCAAGUACCAUAUAUGGUAGAAAGAGAAGAGCACUUGAAAGAACAAGCAAAUCCAUACCCAGUCAGUAGAUUUAUGAAAGAGGAUGCAAGUGAUGUUCAAGAAGAUUCUGCAACUGAAGACAAGUUCUAUAGCCUGGAUGAAUUGCACAUUCUGGACAUGAUAGAGCAGGGUUCAACUGGCAAGGUAACUGCAGACUAUGGAGAAGCUGAAAAGGAAAGGCUUGCUUAUCAACGGCAGCUUUAUAAAUUGCACUAUCAGUGUGAAGAUUUCAAAAGACAGUUGAAGACAGUAACUUUUCGAUGGCAAGAAAACCAAGUGCAGAUUAAAAAGAAAGACAAAAUCAUCGCAUCUCUUAACCAACAAGUGGCUUUUGGAAUCAAUAAGGUUUCCAAAUUACAGCGUCAAAUCCAUGCUAAAGAUAAUGAAAUCAAGAACCUUAAAGAGCAACUUUCCAUGAAAAGAUCUCAGUGGGAAAUGGAGAAACAUAAUCUGGAAAGCACAAUGAAAACAUACUUAAAUAAACUGAAUGCAGAAACUAGCAGAGCUUUAACAGCAGAGGUAUAUUUCUUACAGUGUCGUAGAGAUUUUGGUUUGCUUCAUCUAGAGCAGACUGAAAAGGAGUGUCUCAGUCAGCUUGCCAGGGUGACUCACAUGGCAGCAAGCAACCUAGAAUCACUUCAAUUGAAGGCUGCAGUAGAUAGUUGGAAUGCCAUUGUGACGGAUGUUAGAAACAAGAUUGCAUUUCUCAGGGCACAGUACAAUGAACAAAUCAACAAGGUGAAGCAAGGGUUUGCCUUGAGUACCUUGCCUCCAGUACAGCUUCCUCCACCACCACCCAGUCCUGAGAUACUGAUGCAGCAGUUCUUAGGAAGACCUCUUGUGAAAGAAUCUUUCUUUAGACCCAUCCUUACUGUUCCUCAAAUGCCUGCAGUUUGCCCUGGAGUUAUCUCUUCAGCUGGGCAAACUAGAACCCCUGUGAUGGCUGGCAUAGCCUGGACUGUGCCAGCGCCUGUGGGAGAGGCUGUGCCUCCCAGUGCAGGUCUGGGAAGUGAUCUCUCCAUGAUGAAUUGGGAGAGGAUUACAGACAGGCUGAAAACUGCCUUUCCACAACAGACCAGGUACCUUAGUUUUUAUUUAGUGGUGAGUACAGAUCCUAUUCUACAAUUUGAUGAAAUUGUUUACAAGAUUUCCCAAUUUAUUGAUCCCAAGAGAUCUCAGAAUCAAGGAAAAUCAGUGCCAAAUGGUAACUGUGUUUCACCCAGCCAUUCUCCAUCACAGCCUAAUAAUACCCAGUCCCCCAAACCAGCCUGGAGGCCUCUCAGUUCACAAGGUUCUGCCACAUGGGAAGGAGCCAAGAAUUUGGAUGAUGAGGAGGAAGAAGAAGAGCCUUGUGUGAUCUGUCAUGAGAAUCUGUCUCCAGAAAACCUUUCAGUUUUGCCUUGUGCUCACAAAUUCCACUCUCAGUGCAUUAGACCAUGGUUGAUGCAACAGGGGACGUGCCCAACCUGCAGACUCCAUGUUUUGCUACCAGAAGAAUUCCCUGGUCACCCCAGCCGACAGUUGCCCAAGAUCUGAUAAAAGGAGCGUAACUGUACAGGAAACUUAGUUUUCAGGCUUUGGGAUUUAGUUCUGCCUUCUGUUAUGAGCUGAUUGUAUGAAUGGUGUGAAGCAGUAUGCUUUUCAGUUCUGUGUUGAAGAAGCACAUCAGAGUGGCAACCAAAGAGGUCAGUAUGAAUCUCAGGACUUGUGAACUGAAGUGAAAGGGCUUAAAGUUAAAGAAAAUGAAAUUUUGUUAGUGACAUAUUUGCUCUUAAUAGGUUUUUUCUCUUAAUAUAAACAUAAUAGCUGUUAGUACAUUUCUUAGAAUGUCUUUUCUUGUCUUUUUUUCCUUCUUAUUCUACUCAUCCUUUACUUUGCCUCAAGUAUGCUACAUUUAAUUUCCUGAAAGAAAUUUAAGCAAGAGGGAAAGUGGAAUAGUAAAGACGAGAAGGAAGACAAUUCCACAGAUUUUAGUGUUACUUUAGCUACAAAAAAAUAUAAUUGAAUUAUUUAAAUUUAAUCUCUAUCUUCCCCAUUCUUUUCUGUCCUCUAAAAUAUGUACCCAUGAGAUUUUGGGUUACUUGAGGGUAGAAACCAUACAGUAGUAUGUUGGAGCUGGCUUAUAAUGGCUUGUGAGAGCUGACUGUUAAAAUUUCAGGGUUUUUUGAGCCAGUUGUCAAAUCAUUGCUAGCUUGGAGUCUGCCAUAGUGGGAAUAUUUAUACCAUAGAAAUUCUUCCCCUCAAGGACGGGUUAAACAUUUACCAGCGUACUACUGGAGCAUGUCUGAUCCUUUUUUGUGUUCCCAAUUUCUUCACAGUAGGUACAGAAUAAAUAUUCCCAGAAUCAGAAAUCAAGAAGUAGUAAGAAAAGGAAGUAAUAUGUAAAUUAAGUCACAUGCUCAGUUGAAUAAUUGAGAUCUUAUGUUCAUUUGUAAACAUGCUCUUUGGACCUUAAUCAUUUGCAUUUUGGAAAGGGUUUUUUUUGUUUUUGUUUUUGUUUUUCCUGCUUUUAAAAGUUUCUAAUUUCACUUUCCCAGGAGAGUGGGAGAAACUAUUUGUAUGUAGCUGCUUCUUGUGACAAAGUCAAUACCCACUGGGCUAAAUUGCAUAUCUAAAGCUCGUCACCGAGAACUUUUGUUCUUAGAGGUCAAAAACCUAUUUUGAAAAUAAUGUUGUAUAAAUGCUGUAAGUGUUGUACAUGCCUCUAGUUUCAAAAUUAAAGGUAUUCAGAGUUACCUUGUGAGACAUUGUUCCUUGGUUCAUACUCAGUCUCGAUUUCGUUUAAAUUAUGGAAAACAAUUAAUGUUUCCUGACUAAGCUACUAUUUUAUCUGUAUAUUUCAGUGUAAAUGUAUCUUGAAGUUACUUUAAAUCUCUACUUAAAACCUCAAUUUCUGUAAUUGUAUGCUAAAAGUUUUCUUCUGUAUGUAAUGAGAAUAUAAUGGAAAAUGUGAGAAAAAACCUCCAAAAACCAUGGCAGUCAUUUAGACAUGUAAAAUGCCAAGAAUGUCUUGGAAUUGCAGAAUUCAGAACUUAAGAGUCUUUAAUCAUCGUCUUGUCUAGCACCUCAAGGUCAUGGUCAUAUAACAAGUUACCUUGUAAAACAAAUGUUUCUUAGUUCAUGUUUACAAUUGCAAUUUCACUUUCAUGUGGAAAAGAAUAAAUGUUUCUUAAUUGAACAACAA
This is a messenger RNA of Galeopterus variegatus (Sunda flying lemur), 5329 nucleotides long. RefSeq names its product DAZ interacting zinc finger protein 3 (gene DZIP3). Gene Ontology annotation, biological process: protein polyubiquitination. Gene Ontology annotation, cellular component: cytoplasm. Lineage: Eukaryota; Metazoa; Chordata; Mammalia; Dermoptera; Cynocephalidae. The record is from RefSeq and is a predicted model, not a curated record. Bases 76 to 3681 code for a protein of 1201 amino acids. The transcript is spliced from 31 exons. Gene Ontology annotation, molecular function: polyubiquitin modification-dependent protein binding; ubiquitin protein ligase activity; RNA binding.